Molecule: messenger RNA, 426 nt
Organism: Physcomitrium patens
Lineage: Eukaryota; Viridiplantae; Streptophyta; Bryopsida; Funariales; Funariaceae
Source: the annotation of a RefSeq genome assembly
AUGAUUCAUAUAGAAUUAGGCCCUAGUACAAUAGUAGGAAUAGGGCUUAUUGUAGUAGGUAUACUUUUAUAUGCCCUUCGAAUAAGGGAACCUAAUGUAUCUAGAGAUUAUGAUUCAUUUUUUUCAUCAAUUGGAUUAUUAUGUGGAGGGAUUCUUAUUUUUCAAGGUUGGCGAUUAGAUCCAAUUCUUUUAUUAUCACAAAUACUUUUAAGUGGAACUGCCAUUUUUUUUAUAGUAGAAAGUUUAUACUUACGGAAUAAUAAAUUAAAUUUUACUAUUUUUUCUAAAAAAAAUAAUAAUUAUUUUAUUUCACAAAAAAAAAACUUAAAGAAAAAUAAAAAUUAUCAAAAAAUAAAAUUAAAAAAAAAAUUUUAUAAAGGGUGGGAAAAAAUUGAUUAUACUUUUUUUAUUUCUUAUACAAAUUAA